Messenger RNA from Astrephomene gubernaculifera, 689 nucleotides. The record is from the annotation of a GenBank genome assembly. NCBI's taxonomy places the organism in Eukaryota, Viridiplantae, Chlorophyta, Chlorophyceae, Chlamydomonadales, Astrephomenaceae.
UGGUCAUAUCACCCCUACCUUGCACUAGUUCUGUGUGUCCAGCAGCGAAGCCCUCCUUUACACGACUACUUUGUUAAUUGGCAACAGGCGCUUCACCAAAAUGCUGGCCACCAAGACCUGCCCCGCCGUCUCCACCCGCGCCGCUGCCACGCGCUUCGGCCCGCGCCCCGUCGUCCUGCCACAGCGCCGCCGUGUGGCCGCUGCCGCCGGUGACACCAACCUUUUCCUCAACCUCAUCGGCAGCGGCCUGGCCGGCGCCGCAGUCGCCGCCGUGACCACCUACACCUCGGAGAACAAGGACAAGGAGAUCGAGCGCAUCCAAACCGUGGACGGCGCGCUGCCCAUCGGCGCCGCCAUCGUCGCCGAUGCCGUCCUGCACUCCCUGCCCGGCCUCAACAUCCUCUUCUCCCUGCUCGCGGAGCCCGCUGGCGCCGCCGCCGGCGUGGCCUACAUGAUGACCCUCAUUCUCUCCGCUCCCUCCGUCGACCCCACCACGCUCGCGCCCGAGGGCACUGUCCUCAACGCCAAGAAGGCCGCUGACAGCCGAGCUGCCAUCCGCGUGCCCUUCACCCGCCUCAUCCCCACCGCCAUCAAGGUGGUCGACACCACCAACGACGCCAGCAGCGGCGCCGGCUGGACCAUCGGCGAGAACGGGCUGCCCAAGCUGCCCAUCAACUCGGUGCUCAUUG